UGAGAACAACCGCAAAUUGAUCAGGACUGCAUAGGCUAGUUUAGUAGGGGGACUGUAAGACACUGUCUGUAACUUAAGAAUUAAUUAUAUGACAAAUGUAAGAUGGCUGAUGAUACAAAAGUUCUUAAAGUCACUAGGCUACCACCAGAUAUAACAACAGAUAAACUCAAGAUUUUAUUUAAGAACAAGCGCGGCCAGGGAGGUGGGCCUGUUGAUGAUGUUCAGUUGGAUAGUUCAAACUCUUCUGCUAAAAUUAUAUUUCAAGACAGUGAAGCUGUAAAAAUAAUUCUACAACGAGGAAGCACAGUCAAGAUUGACGAAGUUGUUGUUCAGGUUGAACCUUAUUAUGAAAAUAGAAAAACAGCUGCAGCCGGGACUCAAGAUUUGCAAACAGCAAAAAAUGACCAAAAAUCAACUGUAGAAGAGAAUGAUGAAUCAGAGACCAGCAGUGACUCAUCUGACACAGAUUCUGGUGGUGAUAGUGGUCAAGGUCAAGGUAAAACUAAUGAGCAUCAGGCACAGAAGAAGCAGACGUCAACCUUGUCCAAACCAAGAAUCAAGGAAGAACAAGGAAAUAAAACCAGCGCCAGUGUAGGGAACCUAUCAAAGAAAUCAGAUAAACCAAAGAAUAGUUCUGACAAAAUCAAUUUGGCAACAAGCAGUGAAUCAUCUUUGUCUGAUGAGGAUGGAGGUGAAACUACCAAGGCAAAACAUCCGCCUUUAUCAAAACUAGCUACAACUGUAAGCCCUAGUAACCCCAAACUAGAGAAAAGCAAAGCAAAAGUUUCUGGACAUAAACCAACUUUAGAUAAAAACUUUGAUGAAAGAAAUGUUGAAAGUGAUUUCAGUUCGUCAGAUGGAGAGAGUGUUCAGAGUACUGAUGAAACAAAAACAAACAAACAGCACCGUUCAAAAACAGCAAAAACCACAGAUCCAGAACUCUCUAAAUCACCAAAAAACAAAGAUAAAGGCUCUGGCCAGAUACAUACAGGCAAUACACCACAAAACAAGGUUAAAAAAAGCUGUGAUUCAUCUUCUGCACGAGAUACUUCAACAUCUGAUAUUGACCAGGAUAAAGAUAAAAAAAGAAAUCGCACCAAACAGCAGCCACCAUCUUCUGCAGUUAAACAGAAAAAAACAGAUACAGAAAGUCCAGUCUCUGCAGAAGGUUCUAAGAACAAGUCAAAGAGAGACAAGAAACUAACCAAAGAUAUAUCUGAUACUAGUAACCCAGGAAGUGAAGCUGAUCUAGAGAAACAGCUGUUUUCUGAGACUGGAGAUCUGACUAAAAUGGUCAGAAGAACUGUGAAAAUUUCAAUCAUAGAUGUAACUAAAUCUAAAGAUUUUUAUGAACUUUUGUUAGAAGAUGAAGAAACUGGUGCUGGGCCUUACUAUAACAGACUUAUGAUGCUGGAUGGGUUGAGAAAAGUUUUAUUUGUUACAUUCAAGAACAGUAAAGAUGCUAAAGAAUUCACAAAAAUUCAACAUGAUGGAAGUAGCAAUUUUAGUGGCAUUACAAUUGCCACACUAGAGGAUUUAGACAUCUACAGCAACCUUAUUUCAGUCCAUAGCAGACAGCCUAUUACAGACAUGGGUGAACUAAAGCAUCGCAUCAGGAAACAAACUGGCCUUAAAGUGGUUAACACAUUCCAGUAUAGUGAAGAAAGAUCAAUUAUUAUAAAAUUUUCUGCAGACAGCUGUCCCCGAGAAAACAUCCCAGCAAUGACAUGGAAAUGUGCUGGUGACUUUAUGGAUCAGUACCUCAUCUGUGCUCCAGUACAGAAGAGCAGGAUGAUCUUAGUUGAAGGAAUUGAUGAGAAGAUUUCAGAUGAUUCACUUAAAAGGUACUUUAACAACAGUCGUAGUGGAGGACGCUCUGGAAUUAUUGAAAACUUGGAAAGAAAAAAUCCAAACUCUUCAAUCAUAACUUUAAAAUCUUUUGAAGCUGCCUGCAAGAUUGUUGACAAACAAGGACAUUCCUUGGAGAAUAAAACUCUUACAGUACAACAUUACUUUCCUAGUCUGACUGAAGAGGUUUACAAUAAAUGUUUUGAUCCUACUUUUGAGCCAACAGCGGAUACACUGACAGAAUUCUCAAACACAAGUGAAAUCCAAAGAAAGAGAAACAGUGACAUGGAAGAUAAAUUGGACUCUAAGGACGCGGACAUAUAUUUACUGGAACAAAUUUCUUACUUUGAUGAAAUAAAUAAAAAACACAGUCCCAUUGUGGUGUUUCCAGAUAAAGAAACAAAACAAAUAAUUAUAAGUGGUGACAAAAGUCUUCGACAGAAAGUAAAAGUAGAAAUCUUGCAAAAAUGUGUGGAUAUAAAAAAGCAAAAUCUGAAUGACACCAACAUUAGCAUGUCAAAAGUGGAGUUCUUAAAACGCAGCAAAGUUCAAAACUACAUCAAUGAAAAAUGUAAGGACAAAGGGCACAUCUGUUUCAUUGAUGGUAGAGAAAAUGUUUUCCUGUACUAUUUUCAAUCUGUAAACAAACAAUAUGCGUGCAUUGAUUUUAUCAAUGGGGAGAUCCUUGAAAAUGAAAUAAACAUAGAUGAAGACACUCUGAUAUUUAUCCAAACCAAACAAGCUGAGGAAUUCUUUGAUACACUAAAUGAUGAAACAUCACUGGUCAUUAUUCCAAAACAGAAGAAGUGCAUUACUGUUGUUUCUGUCCAAGAACAAUUCAACAACAAACUUGAAGCUGUCAAAAGAUUUAUCAGGGAAAAUAAAGUUCACAAAGCUGAAAUACUUUGCUCUAAAGAAAAACAGGAAUUCAUAAAGAGGUUUUUGUCAGACAAGAUGAAUGAUGUAAAGAACAAAAUUGGUGAAUUAGGUGUUUCACUGGUAGAAGAACCAACAAAGUUUGUCUUGAAAGGUGCUGAAGAUGAUGUCAGUAAAGGAGAAAAAUUGCUUUCACAAAUAAGUUUAAGUAUCAAGCAAGAGAACACGCGUCUAAAAUAUUUUGGCAUCAGGGAAUUUUUGUGUACUGAAGAAGGAAAACAAUUUCUGAAAGAAAUAGAAAAAGGGAACAAGUGUUUGAUUAAGAAAAAGUCUACUCAUGAUAAUUCUUCAGACAGAUCUCAACAACACAGUAUAAGCUUGGCCAUAAAAAUAGCCUAUUUACCUGUUAAUGACUGCAAAAUAGAGUUUAUGCAAGGGGAUAUUUUCUCAAUCCAGGCUGAUGCACUUAUCAGUCGAGUUGAUUCCACUGGCAAAUGUUUAGGUGCACUAGGGAAGACUGUUAUCAGUAAAGGAGGAAUGCAGAUCAAAAGUGACCUAGAAAAUAAAAUGAGUAGCUCAUCUGAUGUAGUUAAAACAUCUGCUGGUAACCUAAAAAAUGUGCAAACAGUUUUCCAUAUAGUCUGGCCGAAACCGGGCUUUGAUUUUGAUGAAGUAGCAGCUUUACUGAAAGAAUGCUUGAAACAAAUUGCAGAACAAGGAAUUAAAUCUGUUGUUAUGCCAGUUUUGGGCAUUGGCAAAAAUGUAUCCUUUCCAAAACUGAAAAUCUGUAAUUCCAUUUUGCGAACCAUUAAAGAACAUGUGCAGCAUAGUCCACACCUUCAGCAAAUAAUAAUCUGUGACGCCAGUGGUGAAAUUAUUGAGGAUCUGAUAGACAGAUGCAGCCCAGAAUUGGGUGAAGAUCCCAUAAAUGUUAAUGACAUUAAUGAAGAUGCCAGUAAAUCCAAAGACAUUAGCUCACAGCAUUCCAAAGACAAAAACUCUAAGUCCCAUCACCCAGACAGAAAUCAACACACAGACCAACAGAGUCAUGAGAAACAAAGCUCAAGGUUUGGGAAUAUAGAGAUCCAGAUUCAUAAAGGUGUCAUCACAAAAUCUAGGACUGAUGCUAUUGUAACAACCAUUGGAGGUAAUCUGGACUUAAAUAAUGGAAUGAUAUCAAAAGAUGUCCUUCGCUAUGGUGGGAGCGACAUCCAACAAGAACUCCGUAACAACUAUCCCUCAGGAAUAAAGCCUGGAGAAUUUGCUGAAUCUAGUGGAGGGAAUCUUAAGUGCAAACACAUUAUGUACGCAUACCUUCAAAGCUACAAAGGCAACAAUAAACAGUUGACUGAGGUAGUGAAAACAAUUCUGGAGACAGCUGAGAAAAAAAAUAUGACUUCUAUAGCAUUCCCUACCCUUGGGACAGGGGGGUUAAAAUACCCUGCAAGAGAAAGUGCAAAAGGAAUAGCAAAAGCGAUUGGGCUAUUUGCUAAAGAUAAAAUAAAAUCCUUGAGAAAAAUUGACAUCAUUAUUUAUUUCAAAGACUCAGAAUCUGAACAGGUUUUCAAGGAUGUAUUUUCCUCUUCCAAAAAUGAUGAAGCUGAAUCAGGUAUAUGGAGUAGUGUUAAAGGGUGUGCCAAAAGUGCAUAUGAUUCAUUAAAAAAUGUUUUGGGAUCAGGCUACAAUCAAACUUUUGGUUCAGUGACAUUAAAAAUUAAAAGUGGUGACAUCACAGAAGAAAAAUGUGAUGCUAUUGUUAAUGGUAUCAAUAAUGCUAUGGAUCUACAAGCUUCAGGAGCUGUGUGUAAAUCAAUUCUUCAAAAGUGUGGGGAUGAAUUCCAAAAGGAAUGUGAAAGCAAAGUCAGUGAUAUCCGAGAAAGUGGUUUAGCUGUGACAUCAUCAGGGAGUUUACCAUGUGAUAAAAUUUUCCAUCUGAGCAUGAAAAAGUUUGGACAACACUGGGACAGUGGCCUGAAGCUGGUGUUGGAAGAAGCUGAGAGACAGGGAGUUAAAUCUUUAGCUUUUCCUGCCCUUGGCUGCUCGGGGAGAAGAGCAGAUGUUCACCAAAUAAAAAAACUACUUUUCCGUGCAAUUGAGCAGUUUGGUACUCAUGGCAAACGUACAUUAACAGACUUGCGGUUGGUUAUUUUUAAUAAGGAACUGCUGGAUACAUUUUUACCUCAAAACCAGGCAACUCACAAAGGAGCUUAUGCACCAAGAAAUCAAGCUAGUUCCUCAGCUGGAGUGUCAGAAUAUGCUGAAUCAACAAUAUUUUAUGAAAGUUCAAAAGAUGUUAAGGAAAUUAUUAAAAAACUGAACAGUGAAUGCAGUAGGAAAUUUAUCAGUGACACAGUUAAAAAGGAAGAUCUAAAGAAAUUGGACAGCUCACAGGUGAAAGAAUUAGAAGCUUUUGGGCUAAAGCAUUAUGUAAAAGUAAACAUUGAUACCAGCGAAUGUUCAGUACUUUUACAAGGGUUACAAGAAAAUGUGUCAAUAGUAAAAGAUAAGAUCAACGAUGCAUUAAUGGCUGCUGUCAAACAUCACUAUACAACCAUUCAUCAAGCUGUGGCUGUAGCCAUUCAGUGGCAGUUCAAAGACAGUCAUAAAUGGAGAAAUUUUGAGCCCAUUUUAAAUGCUGAAAUAGAAAGUGGAUAUAAAAAAAAGAAGCCCACACUUGAUGUUAAAGACUCCAAAGGUCGGUCGUACAGAAUUGAUUUUCAAAAUAUGACUGAAUGUCUUGUUGAUGCUCAUGGUAACCCUCAGAACAAGCAACUUAAAAUCAGACGCCAAGAUCAAACAAAAGAGGAACCUCUUCCAAAACGAUGGUCUGAAAUGGAAGACUCAGAAAAUCUAAAACUGGUGCCUCUAAAACCUGGAAGUCCUGAAUAUAAAAAAGUAGAGGAUGGUUUCAAAAAGACAAGUAAAAAAAUUAUUCAGAUUGACCGUGUCCAAAAUAAAACACUGUACCAACAAUAUGCUGCAAAAAGACGAGAAAUUGCUGGCAGAAAUCCAGAAGGACACGAAAAUGAAAAAAGACUUUAUCAUGGAACCAAUUACAAUAAUGUUGAUCAAAUAAACCUAACUGGUUUCAGUCGGAACUACAGUGGAGCUAAUGCAACUGUCUACGGUGAAGGUGUAUAUUUUGCUACAGACCCAACCUACUCAGUGAAUUAUGCAGGCGCGGACAGUAAUGGUAUUAAGAAAAUGUACCAGGCCAGGGUUCUUGUAGGAGAAUCAGCUGUGACCAAGCGGGGGGAUCGACAUCCCCCAAACAAACCUGGAAAAAUCUACACUUACGAUUCAGGCACUGAUGGUAAUGGUGUGAUGUACAUCAUUUUUCAUGAUGCUCAAGCUUAUCCUGAGUACAUGAUCACAUUUUCCUAGAUGGUUCUAAAUACUUUCAACUUUUAAAUUUUUUAAUUUGAUAAUUACAUUAAAAUGGCUAUGGUGUUUGGUAUGUUACUUUAAAUAAAACAAUUAAGUUUUUAAUGAUUAAUACUUGUUAUUGAUUUUUGCUGAAAUAACAAUAAUACUGCCUGUUAAUUGUAUGUAUUUUUAAAUGUACUUGUUAUUUUUAAUUUUAAAAAAAGAGUAUGUGAGCUUGUUUUACUUUUAGUAUCUUACAAAUAUUAAAACAAUGUAUAUAAUGCUUUUUAAAAAAAAAAGAUGACAAAGGCAGUAUUAUUGUUGUUAGUUACUGUGCAACAACACCAUUUGAAGUGUUAAACUAUGUGCUCAAACAUUUACAAUGACCUGGCACUGAAUGAAGCAGUAAUGUUAAAUUUUAGGGAUGAUAAAUGUAAAUUAAAUUGUAAUUACCACUACAAUUAAUUUCUUAGUAUUCCCAAUCAUUUUGUAAAACCAUAAACAUUAAUUUUACUUGCUUUAAAUUGUGUGUUUCAUUUAUUUAUGUUUGAAACAGAAAAUUUGCAAUAUAUUUUUGAUCAGAAAGUAUUAUACUCCUUGUUGUUUAAUGGUGGCUAUACUGGUUUGUAUUGAAACUUAAAUGCAAUAACAUACUCUACAAUAACAUAUGUAUCUUGGGCUUAUGUUUAUCAGUGUUUUGUUGAAACUUAAAUGCAAUAACAUACUCUACAAUAACAUAUAUUUCUUGGGCUUAUGUUAAUCAGUGUUUUGUUAUUUAUUUUCUGUAGAUAGACAUUAGGUUAAAAAUUUCUUUCAUUUUCCAUCAGGAAUAGAGAUCUUCUAUUUGAACUCUGAUGUUUGAUUUUAUUGUUAUUUAUUAUCCUUUCUGGAAAUUUUAUUUACAGUAAAA
Messenger RNA from Physella acuta, 7000 nucleotides. Its product is annotated as protein mono-ADP-ribosyltransferase PARP14. Gene Ontology annotation, molecular function: NAD+ poly-ADP-ribosyltransferase activity; RNA binding; zinc ion binding. The record is from RefSeq and is a predicted model, not a curated record. Gene Ontology annotation, biological process: negative regulation of gene expression. NCBI's taxonomy places the organism in Eukaryota, Metazoa, Mollusca, Gastropoda, Physidae. Gene Ontology annotation, cellular component: cytoplasm; nucleus.